This is a messenger RNA of Laetiporus sulphureus 93-53, 489 nucleotides long. RefSeq lists its product as uncharacterized. NCBI's taxonomy places the organism in Eukaryota, Fungi, Basidiomycota, Agaricomycetes, Polyporales, Laetiporaceae. The record is from RefSeq and is a predicted model, not a curated record. The annotation marks the transcript as partial. The transcript has a single exon.
CCACUUCCUGAUCUGCCAGCUCACCUUUUAGCUGAUUCUGCCAUUCAGAUGGCUCUUAAGGUCUGCGAGAAUCACAUUCAAGUGGACACCCCUUUCAAUGUUGAUAAGCUCGAAAAUAUGCUUUUUGACCAUCCUAAUCAGCCUUUCGUGCGAUCAGUCAUACAUGGCCUUCAUCAUGGGUUCUGGCCACCUGACAAUGGUGAAUGGGAGAUGGAGCUGGAAGAAGUAAUCAACAAUCAUCCUGCUGAUUCUCCUGAUAUUGAUGCUAUUUGGGCCUUUCAUGAUAAGGAAAUAUCAGCAGGACAGUGGUCAUUGAAGCUCCCUAACCUACUACCAGGCAUGAAGAUCUCUCCCAUGUUCAUUGUAUGGUGGGAUGAGAAGCCUCACAUCAUAACAAACCAUUCUGCUCCAGGGCUCAAUGACAGUAUUCUGGAUGCAGAGGCCAAAGUCCACUAUGAUAACAUGCGGGAUUUCAGGCAAGAAAUGCGC